This is a messenger RNA of Striga asiatica, 312 nucleotides long. The record is from the annotation of a GenBank genome assembly. Lineage: Eukaryota; Viridiplantae; Streptophyta; Magnoliopsida; Lamiales; Orobanchaceae.
AUGUCAUGCCCAAUAUUCAACGGUGAUCAUAGAUACUCUCAAACUGAUCAAUGGUUACAAAUGGCCCAUCCAAUGGCGCGGCGACAACUGGCCAACGAGGAUGAAGUAGUUUUCGACACGUUUACUAAUAUGAAGGAAAAUAACAUGAAAGAGGAUGAGUCAAGCGGUUGCGCCAUCUGCCUGGAGGAAUAUAAAGCAAACGAGACACGAGCAACCAUUAGCGCGUGCAGCCAUAGGUAUCAUGCUACUUGCAUAAAGGCAUGGCUUAAGGAGAACGAUACUUGCCCACUCUGCAGAUCACAUGUCGUUUGA